Messenger RNA from Melampsora larici-populina 98AG31, 1290 nucleotides. RefSeq lists its product as uncharacterized. Lineage: Eukaryota; Fungi; Basidiomycota; Pucciniomycetes; Pucciniales; Melampsoraceae. Gene Ontology annotation, cellular component: fungal-type vacuole membrane. The record is from RefSeq and is a predicted model, not a curated record. The coding region runs from base 1 to 1290 and encodes 429 amino acids. Gene Ontology annotation, biological process: transmembrane transport. Gene Ontology annotation, molecular function: transmembrane transporter activity. The transcript is spliced from 8 exons.
AUGGCUUUAGACGACCAACAGAGUUCGACCGUCGAAUUUAGGAAGACAAAAGUGCAAAGUUGCUCCCGAAAGUCAGCAUCCAUAGUCUUCCAAGUCACACAUCCUGUACCACUCGUGAAGGCUGGAUGGGAUCGAUGGGCAUACCUCGGAGCAAUGUUCGUACUGGAAACAAUCAUCUGGCUUCUCAAAACACGUGAGCUUGAGAUCGGGUUGUUCAACAUCAAUCCACAAACAACGGGUGCUGACAUCGUGUUCCUCUACGCGUACCACUCACGCUUUCCUGUUCAGAGCAUUCACGUCCUGUUGACAAUGGGAGUUGGCUACGGAACAGGAGGUGUUUUGGUUUAUUACCCAGCGUUAACCUACCUCCCGGAAUGGUUUCCUGAUCGGCCAGGACUUGCCAAUGGCAUAGUUUUUUCAGCUCUGGGUAGCUUAGGCAACGGACUGGGGGGACUCGUAUUCCCCUACAUCAUCGAGGUACUACUAGUCAAGUGUGGCGUGAAAGCGAUGCUGAGGUACCUAACCUUGAUUGUCACGAUAUCCAUUGGAACGUCUUUAUACUUCAUACGCUCCGCUAAAGAAGCCUCCGAUGUUGAGAAACUGGAAGGAGAGACGAUUUUCAAAACAUUAGGAGAUCCUCGUGCCCUCAAAGCAGGUGCUUUGUGGGUGUACCUUUUAGCAAACAUACUCGAGACUUUGUCAUAUUUUAUUCCUUGCCUUUAUCUUCCCAAUUAUGCUCACUCGCAGGGACUUCCAGCAUUAUCGGGGACCACGCUUCUGGCUGCCAUAAAUAUUGCAAAUAUAGUCUCCCGGAUUAUCUUUGGCCCGUUAUCGGACCAUUUUUCCACUCACUUAAUCGGCGGUACCACCAGCCUUGUCGCGGCAGCUUCCGUAGUCGGCUUCUGGGGACUCUUGAUCAACGCCGGCCUACCCGGUUUAAUUGCCUUUUCAAUCAUUUUUGGGGUUACCUCAGGAGCUUGGACGAGCCUUUUCUUUUCAGUGAUCAAAGAGUGGAAAGUCGAUGAACGAACGACAUUGACGAUAUAUAGCUUCUUCGCUUUGACUAGAGGUCUAGCUAACAUCAUCGCGGGCCCCAUCUCGUCUGCACUAUUGCGAAGCACCACUCCCCAUGCGUCAAGUCGGGGGUUCUCGAGUGAUUAUUCGAGAGCGAUAAUUUUCUGCGCAGCUACAAUGCUAUCAGCUGCGGUCAUCGAAGCAGGCCUAUACAUUCAGCAGCUCUGUCACCAGAAACGACAAAAGGCUUUUGAAAAUUCAGCUCCUUUCGAGUGA